GCUGGGGAAGGGGAGGCCGGGGCAGCAGCGGCCCCGACCCGCAGGCUCUGCCCCCUCUCCUCCUGCUUCCCCCCCUUUGCCAACCAGCCGGGAGGGGAGGCCGGGCCGGGGCUGAGCGUGGUGACACCUGCACUGCUGGCGCGCUGCUCCCCUCCGCCCCUUUCCAGAUGUUCCUUGGCCUCAGGCUGUCGCUUCCCGCCUGGGAACGAGCACUCCGCUUGGAAGCGGGGCCGGGCUUCAGACCGUGGCCCCGCCACUCCUGUGUUCAAGUCCGCAAGCCUCCGUUUCCGCCUUGCCGCACCUUUCCUGAAGAUAAAUAUGGCACAGAAAAAAAUAGAAAAGAAAUGGACAUUUGUUGAGCUCCUGCGUGGCCACGUAUUAUGCAAACCGCUUCUAUCUGCCACGUUCAGUCCUGGUUCCGUGGGUUAGCACUCCCAUUGCACAUAUGCUAACCUCCCAGAGUUGGACUGAGUUUUCUCACGUGUCCAUGGAAGGGCAGGGGAGGAUUCAAGCGGAGCGGUUUGACCUCAAAGUGGGUUUCUUUUCGUCAGACGCUUCCUUUGGGCUAUUGGCUGUUCUGCAGCCAAACCCUAGGCCCAGAACAGCUGUUUCCUGAAUUUCUACUUUUAAGAAUGCUCCUUUUCGGGUUCCCUUUUCCAGCACAGUAUGCUCCCCACUUCCGCCUUGAUUGCUUCAGAAAUUAAAUGCAGCAAACAUUCGCUGCGUGGUGCAGGGCGGUGAGCGCUUGGAGUCAAGAGCCUUGGAUUCUUGUCCUGGCUCUGCCACUUGUCCGUGGUGGUGGGCGCGGCCCUGGUCUCCUGGGUGCUUCAGCUUCCCUUUGAGGAACAUGGGUAAGUGCCUUCUGCCUGGCAGGCUCUUGCCCAGUUCUCCCUUCCUGUCCUCCAGCAGGUUUUCCGUGGAGGCCCAGACCCCUCUGCUCCCCAUGGGCAGCUGUCAGGCAGGGCACAACCUGCAUCUCUGUCUGGCCCACCACCCACCUCUGGUCUGUGCCACUUUGAUCCUGCUGCUGCUUGGCCUCUCUGGCCUGGGCCUUGGUGGCUUCCUUCUCACUCACAGGACUGGCCUGCGCAGCCCUGACAUCCCUCAGGACUGGGUCUCCUUCUUGAGAUCUUUCGGCCAGCUGACCCUGUGCCCCACGACUGCGACAGUCACAGAGACGUGGCACGGGUCCCACGUGGUGGGCUUGCUGACCACCUUGAACUUCGGAGAUGGUCCAGGCAGGAACAAGACCCAGACAUUUCAAGCCACGGUGCGGGGUAGUCAGAUGGGAUUGAAAGGUGAGAUGGAGGACUGUGGGGGUUGGACAUCAGAACACUCAGGGGUGGGGCCUGCCCCUCAACUCACCAACCUGGUGACCUUAGGCACAUCCCUUAGUCACUCCUACUGUAAUGAGGACUAGAUACUUACAGUGAAAACGAUGCCGCUGGGUAGG
This is a messenger RNA of Myotis lucifugus (little brown bat), 1453 nucleotides long. RefSeq names its product transmembrane protein 219 (gene TMEM219). The coding region runs from base 848 to 1420 and encodes 190 amino acids. The transcript has 2 exons. Lineage: Eukaryota; Metazoa; Chordata; Mammalia; Chiroptera; Vespertilionidae. The record is from RefSeq and is a predicted model, not a curated record.